UUCUACAUUCCAAUCACACUUUUCUCUCUCAUCUUUAUCCCUUCACCUCCUAAAACCUACGUUUUGCUCUGUUUUACUCUGUUACAUCUUCGUUUCCCACAUAGCACUACGCAUUCAAGCCAAUGGCUGUUUCUGGUUUUGAAGGGUUUGAGAAGCGCUUGGAGCUCCAUUUCUUUGGAGAUGAUCCAGUUUUUCACCAACUGGGUCUUAGGAAACUUGAAUUUGAAUCACUCCAACAAGUCCUUGAAGCUGUUCAAUGCACUGUAGUUUCAGCGGUCGGCAACUCCUACUUCGAUGCUUAUGUGUUAUCAGAAUCGAGCCUCUUUGUCUACCCAACCAAGAUCAUCAUCAAGACUUGUGGGACCACUCAACUGCUCAAAUCCAUCCGUCCCUUGAUCUACUAUGCUCAGCAUCACUUAGGCCUCACCCUCUGCUCUUGCCGCUACACCAGAGGCAGCUUCAUCUUCCCAAAGUCUCAGCCUUUCCCUCAUACUAGCUUCAAAGAUGAAGUUAUGUAUUUGGAAGAGACCAUCCCCGCAAAUCUCUGCUACAGAAAAGCUUCAAUCAUGCCUUCCAAAUCUUCUUCUCAUUGUUGGCAUGUUUUCACAGCUAGUGAUGAUUCUGACCUACCUUACCUCCGUGACAAUGAAUCGUCAUCGUCAUACACCAUGGAGAUCUGUAUGACAGAGCUCGAUCCAGUCCUCGCUCGCAAGUUCUUCCGGCCGCCUGAGGAUGGGAAAACGGGGGACUCUGCUGGGAAGGACAUGACGGAGCUCACAGGCAUCAAUGAGAUCAACCCUGAAGCACUUAUCUGUGACUUUGCAUUUGAUCCUUGUGGGUAUUCUAUGAAUGGCAUGGAUGGGGAUCGGUACUCCACCAUUCAUGUCACUCCAGAGGAUGGUUACAGUUAUGCAAGCUUUGAAUGUGUAGGCUCCGUCAACGAUGAUAUAGUGCAUGUACUAAGGAAGGUGGCUCAUAUUUUCCGACCAGGUACUAUGUCUGUGUCCACCACGUGCAGUGACUAUGAAAACGAGAUAUGGACGCGUGUGGCAAGUGCCGUUGAGCCUCUGGGUUUGAAAUGCCGGAGUUGUGCAAUGGACCAGUUUCCUGCAGCUGGCAGUGUUGUGUUUCAAACGUUUACAUCUCGCCGGAGAAGCACUUAAAACCCCCAAGAUUUAAGGGGUGACAACAGUGACGAGAAUGGCGGCAACAGCGGUCGGAAGUAGCGGAGGGAGAGAUAGUAGAUAGGGAGUUAGAAUUAGUUGAAAAUUCUGGGGGAUGAUGGAUGACAUGGCUAAAUGUGAUUAUUGUGGAUUAUGAAUGUUGGGGCUGACUUGCUUAGAAAGAUACAAAAGAAAAAUGGUAAUCAAGUUUGAAGAGCUAAGAGAUGAAGGUAUUGGUUAUGGAAGGAAGGGAGGGGUUCUGAGUCAAGUUUUCUUAGGCGUUUGUUAUUGAGUUUUUUAAUAAAUAUAUGAUAUGUGGAUAAAUUCUUUUGAAACAUUUAAUUAUGUGACUUUGAAUUAUAAACAAAUUCCACUUAUCAUAUCUUUAUUAAAAAAUUUAAUAACCAGUAUUUAAAAACUGUAUUUAAAUUUUGUCUAUUUCAAAAUAGUGAAAAAAAGGGAAGGUGGGAAGGUAGGGUGGGGGAAGGUGUUUACUGGAUGAUCAUGAUAAUGCACCCCACUUAGGCCUGUCACGCCUAAGAUUUUUGAGCUUGUGUAGUGGGUUUUUAAAGUGCUCUUGUUUGAGGCUAUGUUGAUCUCUCUCUCCCCCUCCUCCCCUCCUCUAUCAUCUACCUCUCUUGUCUUUUAUGCUCUGUUUCUAGAUUAUUAUAGAACAAAAUCUUG
Molecule: messenger RNA, 1847 nt
Organism: Neltuma alba
Lineage: Eukaryota; Viridiplantae; Streptophyta; Magnoliopsida; Fabales; Fabaceae
Product: S-adenosylmethionine decarboxylase proenzyme 4-like
Exons: 1
Coding region: 123-1163 (346 amino acids)
Biological process (GO): spermine biosynthetic process; spermidine biosynthetic process
Cellular component (GO): cytosol
Molecular function (GO): adenosylmethionine decarboxylase activity
Source: RefSeq, a predicted model, not a curated record